CAUACUUUUGAGACAAUGACAAAAUUUGUACAGAGAAUGUUGAAUACAAAACACGGAAUAUGUAGCUAUUAAAUUGGUAUUGCUGUGAUUAUCAGAAUCUCUGUUGACCUUUGUCCACGGUGUUCUACUUUGACACAUGACCUCUCCUUCCAUCAUGGGUGAGAAAAAGGAAGGAGAGGGGGAAACCCACUCCAACCCCUCAACCCCUACCCAUCGACGCAAGCGCUCGUCCAUGGACAACGACAAGCAGGAGGAUGGGGAGCAUGAAACCAGACGCACCAAGUCUCGCAAAAGCAAUCUGGAAUCGCGAACGGAGCGUAAUAGUGACGGUGAGGUGGUGCUUUACAGGGCAAAGGACGGCACUGAGUAUGAAGUUGGAGAUGAUGUCUAUAUGGAAAGUCCAAGAGCUGAAAUGCCUUAUUUCAUCUGUGCUGUCCAUGAAUUCAAAGUGAGCAAGAGAGACAACGUUCAUGUGGUUGUGAAAUGGUAUUAUCGCCAAUCAGAAGUCCCUGAUUCUGUCUACCAGCUUCUUAUGCAGGAUAGGCAUGUUGAAAACAAUUCUGGUCAAGCCCUUGUAACUGCAGAUCCCAUUGCCAAGAACAGGGAGCUCUUCAUUUCGGAUACCAUAGAAACAUAUCCAGUAUCUGCUCUGAGACGGAAGUGCACUGUGUACCAUUUCAAGGACAUCCAUGAAGCUAAGGACUUUGAGGUUAUAUCAAACAAUUUCUUCUACAUCCUCAGCUACAACCCAGAAACAAGACGACUUGCCGGUACCCAGGGCGAGAUCAGGGUUGGACCCAGUCACCAGGCCGUGCUACCAGACAUCAAGCCUAAGCUACGCCCUUCCAGGGGUACCAACCUAGACUUUGAAGAACUCAGCUGGAUGCCAGAUGUCAUGAAUGAUGUCGAUCUCAAGAUGUAUCUCCAAGCUGCCAGGAGUAUGGCAGCCUUUGUUGGAAUGUGUGAUGGGGGCUCCCCUGAAGAAGGAUGCGAUGUAGCAUCUAAGGAUGAUACCACCAUCAACGCUAUCACUGUGCUUCAUGAGAACCACUAUAACACUGGGAAGGCAUUGCAGGAGCUGGUUAAAUGCCCAGUCCCGAGAUCUAUUGACAAGAAAUGGACAGACGAGGAAACGAAACUGUUCAUCAGGGGACUACGACAGUUUGGCAAGAACUUCUUCAGGAUCAGGAGAGAUUUCUUGCAACACAAGGAUACAAGAGACCUGGUUGAGUUUUACUACUACUGGAAGAAGACCCCUGAGGCUAAUCAUCAUCGCAUCUACAGGCGCCACCGCAGGCAAAGUGUACUUAGUCGCAGGAAUUAUGGACGCAACAUCAGACCACCUUCUAGUGAAUUCUUGGAUCUGAGUUCCGCCAGUGAAUGUGACUUGGACAGUGAUGACAGUGAAAAGAAUUUCAGCGGCUAUGCAUGCAGACAUUGCUUUACAACAAGUUCUAAGGAUUGGCACCAUGGUGGAAGAGACAGAGUUCUGCUGUGUACAGAUUGUAGAGUGUACUUCAAGAAGUAUGGUAUCCUACGACCAAUCCAGAACCCUGGUGCUCCACCUGCCUUCAUGUUCAAGCCUGUCAGGGAAGGAGAGUCCUUUGACGUCAAGAAGAAUCUACGCACUAGGAGACACAGGGAACUGGUGAACAGCUCAUCCCGUGCUGGGCGUAACAAGCACCUGGAUGGUGUAGCCAGUGAACCCAGCAGUCCUCUCAAUCACAGGAGAGGUAGCGGUACCUUCAGCCAUAACUCACCCAGUGAGCUGAGCACCUCUAGUGAGGGCAGCAACAACUCUAAGAAGAUCAAGGUGGAGAGUGACCAAGGUCCGGACAGCCCAGCCAGCCUGCCACCAAGGAUUAAGCAAGAAGACCCAGAAGAAGAGGAGAUGGAGGAAAUGGAAGACUUGCUAGAGCAGGGGGUAGAACCAGAGGAUGAAGAGGAGGAGGAGGAAGAAGAAGAGGAGGAGGAGGAAGAGGGAGAUGGAGAAGAUGAAGAGGAGGAAGAAGAAGAGGAGGAGGAGGAGGAGAAGAUGGAGAUUCGGAUGAACAUUCAAGAUGUGGAAGCAGAUGUUCAGAAUGAUGAACCAUUUGAAGGACCACCAACAUGCCUAGAUGCUAGCCAGCAAAAAGAUCUGGAGAAGGAAAUGCAGCCUCAGCCCCCUGUGGUUGAGGCUGCUGAAGUCAAAAAGAUGCUUGUGAUCAAGAAAGAGCCUGUAGAAGAAGAGCCAGCCCCAGAACCUGUCAUGCCAGCAGCUGUUCCCUCACCCGUACCUCAGAGGUUCACCCUCCCAACCCCCAUCAUGCCCGUUAUUCUACCUCCAGGAGAGAAGAAGGGCGAGGCACAAUCUUCACCCCAUGGAGGGGUGCACCAGGUGUCUACCGCUAGCACCCCUCAUGGACCAGCUGUGGUGCUGCCACCCUUCACAUCCACAGCAGGUCUCUUCUCCCCAUUGGCCAUGGCUCAGGUUAGGCGAGGUGGAGAGACUGGAGACAAAGAAGCUAGGAGGGAGAGGAGCUUUGAGACAAGUUUUGUGGACCACAUGAUCCGCACGGAGCUGGAAGCGAAGGAUCCCUCUCCGAAGCGAGAACCGGAGGAGGAGAAGGCAAGGAGCACUCCCACCGACAGAAAGGACACACCUCUUGCCCCGCCUCCUCCCAUGUACCCUAUUGGUUUCCCCAGUGCCACGCCCAUGCCGGGGAUGAUAGGUAUGCCAGGUAUGCCUCUCAUUCCUGGUAUGUCCAUGCCUCACAUCAAGGAAUUGCAGGCUCAUUACCAGAACAGGGACCAAAGAAACGAGAAUCCAGAUCGACAGUCUCUCAUAAGAGAGGCUUCAGCAGCUUGGAGGCAGUCUGAGGAAGGGAGAAGGCCAGAAGAUCUGGAAAGAAGUGAAGCUUAUCGUCCUAGCAGGGAUCACGAUCGUCCACGCUCUGUUGAUGGAAAGGGUUCGGAGAGGAGCAGCAGGAAUGAGUCUGAAUCCGACAGAGAUCGUCCAAGCCAAGAUAGGGAGAAGGAGAGGGACAUGGAACGUAGCAGGGGAAGACUGGAUCCUCCACCUUUGGUCUACAGAGAAGGAUUACCAAGUUUCCCACAUCAUGGUGUUGGAAUGCCUCAGAUGUACCCAAGGGGCGAGUCUGCUUACAUGCCUUAUGGAAAGGAACGUCCUCCCAAACCAGGGGAGAAUCUAACGCCCCCAUUGAGACGAGAUCAUGAUGGUCGUGACAAGGAACAAGAGAGUGUGCCCAAACCCAGGGAAAGUCCUUUGGAGAAAGAUAGAGGAAGGCCGAACUCUCCUCACCGAGAGGCAGAAGGGAAAUCAAGCAAGAUGCUACCAGACCAACGGCCAGGGGCAUAUCCUCCACAAUCCCUUCCUUCUCAAGAGCCAAUCAUGGUGGGUAAUAUGCGUAUCAAGCAAGAGAUGCCAACCUAUAGCUACCCUCAGUAUCCCCCCUUUGAGCACCGACCAGGUCAUCCUGACGCUGCAAAAGGUGUACCUCCUUACCCGCCCCCCAACCAGCCCCUCCCACUCAACCAGCCCCUCCCACCCAACCAGCCCCUCCCACCCUCCCAACCCGCUACAUCAGCUGCUGCUGGUGACAAGGGCUCGUUCGAUAUCUCCAAGGUGAAGGCUGAAUUUGAGGCUGCGCAUAGGAGCAUCAUGGGUGACCCGAAGCGUAUGCAGCAGACAUCUGUCAUCACCGAAAACAGACUUGCCCCUGGAGGAUCACCAUCUGCUCCUCUUGUCCCACCCAUGCUGCAUCCAACUCUGAGGUUCCCCGAUGGUGCAGUGAAAGUCAAAACAGAGACUGGCAUCGAUGAAGAGGCACAGAAACCUCGAGAAAUUAAAGAAGAGAUGAAGGAGCCUGAUAGCGAGAAGAAAGAUGGAGAAAAGACAGAGGAAGAGGAAGAAGAAGAAGAGGAAGAAUAUGAGGAUCUUGGUAAUCGCUCUCCAUCUCCUGAGCCUAUGAUGGUGGAUAGACUACUUCACACAAGUUCCUCUGCCAAAUUCAUACGCCACUGGUCCCGAAGGAACAACUCAUGCAGUCGAACUGAUCUCCUGUUCUCACCCCGAGAAGAUUCCAAAUGGAUGCGUCGAUGCAGGGACCGUGAACGUAAGAAGCGUUCUAGUAUCAGCCACGAGGCAGACAGGGAGAGGAGCUCUUCGACCAGCCGGGAUGAAAAGAGUGCUGAAGCAAAUGAUAGAGUAGCUAGACGACCUGAAACCCCACCAGAGAAUACCAGUGCAGAUGCCCAGGUGAUAAGUUCUUUCACUUCUACUCCAGCACCAAGCACCCCAGGGUAUCCUGCGCCACCAGGAUCUAGGCAGGGGCAAUACCCUGGUCCUGAGACACCAGCCCUGCGCACACUCAGUGAAUAUGCUAGACCGCACUCCAACAACAACAACCUGCCUCCUGGCAUGCUGCCGAACUUGAUCGGACCUGACCCCAUCCUGCGGUACCAGCUGGAGUCUGCCUACGUGAUGGGAAACAGAGAUGCACAGAUCGACUUGGUUGAACGGGAGAUGAGGGAAAGGGAACUUCGUGAGAGGGAGAUACAGGAGCUGAGAGAGAGGGAGUACCAGGGGAUGCGAGAGAUGGAGAUGAGGGAGAUGAGGGAGAUGGAGAUGCGACAGAAGAUGGGUUAUGAACAGAUGUACGGGAUGCGGCAGGAUGGGGUACCUAUGAAUGCUUUCAUGGCACAGGAAGCCCAGGCUGCUCAUGCAUCAGCUGUGCAGCAGGCCCAUGCUGCUCAGGCGGCUCAUGCAGCGCAGGUUGCCCAUGCCCAGGCCACUCAUGCUCAGGCUGCUCACGUGCAGGCGGCUAGGGAGGCACAGUCGGCUCAUGUCCAGGCUGCCCACGUCCAAGCUGCCAGAGAGGCACAAGCACAAGCUGCUCAUGCUCAGGCAGCUCUUGUUCAAGCAACCAGAGACGUUCAUGCAGUGAGAGAGGCUCAGGCAGUGAGGGAGGCUGUAGUCGCAAGAGAAGUACAGGCCGCUAGAGAAGUGCAAGUUGCAAGGGAAGUACAGGCAGCAAGGGAAGUGCAAGCUCAACGUGAAGCGCAGGCUACACGAGAAGCGCAUGCUGCUCGUGAAGCACAAGCGAACAGGGAAGCACAAGCUAACAGGGAAGCCCAGGCUGCACGCGAAGCUCAGGCAGCUAGGGAAGCACAGGCUGCUAGAGAGGCACAGGCUGCCCGUGAAGCCCAAGCAGCCAGGGAAGCCCAAGCUGCAAGAGAGGCCCAGAAAGCAAGAGAAGCUAAGGCUGCCCGGGAGGCUCAGGCUGCAAGGGAAGCACAGGCAGCACGUGAGGCUCGUGAGAGAGAAGCUAGGGAAGCCCGUGAGCGUGAGGCUCGCUCCGUUCACUCCGCUGAACCUCCCCACCCUGUCAUGCAUCCUGUAGCUGCAGCAUACCUACAGGCAGUUGAUAGGGACAGACAUAUGAUGGGCCCACCUCAAAGCGGGGAACAUUUGGCUAAUGCAGAGCGCCUGAAUACGGAGCGUUUGCAUUCAGAGCGAAUGGCUAUGAUAGUUGACCCCAGGAUUGACCCUCGUCUGGAUCCCAGGAUAGAUCCAAGGGUUGAUCCAAGAAUAGAUCCCAGAGUAGAUCCCAGAGUCAGCCCAUGCUCAGAGCAUGCUAUUGACCCUAGAUGUGACCCUAGAUGUGACCCAAGGGUAAAUCCUGGUGUCUCCACCCCUACCAGCCGAAUCCCUACCCCUCACCAUCAUUCCCACUCGCAUUCCCACACACACCUACAUUUCCAUCCUCAAGAACACAUCCACCAUACCUACAUCCCUCCCUCAGGGGACCCUAACAUUGUACCCCCUCACAUCCCCUUUGGACCACCCCCAGUCCCUCUUCCCCCACAUGCAAUGGUGAGCCCUGUGCCUCCUCCACCUGGUGCCGUACCCCACCCUCGCAUGUUUGCCCCGCCCCAUGGUAUCAUAGGGGACCCAGUGGCUGAACAGCUCCAUAGGGAGCAGAUGCAGAGGCAAAUGCUAUCAGAUAGACCACCCCAUAUCUAAGCUGCCUUCUUUGCCAAGAUCAAGCACAAAACAUGUCCAUUGCCAGCAAGAAUCGUGCAGAAAACCAUGUUAUACUUUCAGAGGCAACUGCAUUGCGGGAAUGCCAAUUAUUAGGAAAUGUACAUGUUGUUAAAAACUUUUGAAAGUGUAUCGUCUGUAAAACCAUAUAAUGGGCAUGCUUUCCAGUCGUUGAUUCCUUUAGAAACUGGAUAUAGAUAUAUUGCAAGGUCAGAGAUUCUGUGCCCUUUCCUGUAAUAUACAUGUUGUAUACUGGUCAUGCCUGCCUUCGUGUUCAUCUUAUGAGGUACAUCUGCAGACUGCACUUUUCAAUGUAUGAAAUGAUACUGAAAUAAUUCUGUAUCUGUAUAGAAUUAAUAUAUAUGUGAUUGUGAUUCAUGAAGAUGUGUACCUAGACUUUUCACUUGGUGUAAAGGAGCUUGAGAAUCAUCUAUUUUUUAGGAAGAAAUAGGAUGAGGAAUUUUACAAUAUGCUUUUGUGGUGUGUCCGUGUAAAAAUUUGUUAAUUGUCUUGUUUUAGGAUUAAUCUAGAAAAUUGCCUUGGGAUCAUACUUGAAUCAUCUGGGACCCGUUUCACAAAGCCUUUUUUCAAUAACAAAUGACAAAAAUCAGUGACAAAUCUGCUGAUGACCAAUCAGAAGCAAGGAUUUCAGUAGCUUAUAACAAAAACUGUCAUUCGUCACUGAUGACUAGUUUUGUGAAACGCCCCCCCCCCCCCUGGGCUAUGUCCAAAAGCAGAUUUGUAUCUUUGAUUCUAAGUUUGUUUGAAUCCCUUGCUCUCUACUUUGAGAUAUCUUGAAGUUCUAUGAGAAGCUGCAUAGCAUGUCAAUCGUGAAUGUCUCAUAUUUUGGGCGUAAGAUAUUACACUGACUAUCCCACACACAGCGGGAAGUAAAUGAGAGUCGAACAGUGAGAGAAAAUGAAUGGAACACAUGGUUUUAUACAUGUGGUACAUACAAAUAUGAGAGGGCAAACAGGAAUUGCAAUGGUUGAAAUAUAAUCUGAUUUCCUGAUCAGAUCUGAUGGGUCGUUGUGGGGGUAAGGGGAGGCAUCACUCUUGCCUCAACGCCGCAGGGGCGUUUCACAAAACUUGUCAUCAGUGACAAAUGACAGUUUUUGUUAUAAGCUACUGAAAUCCUUGUUCUGAUUGGUUAUCAGCAGAUUCGUCACUGAUUUUUAUCAUUGAAAAAAGGCUUUGUGAAAUGCCCCCCAGGCUUAAUGUAGCACUCCGGCUUAGAAGUUUCCAGCAUAUAACCUUAAACUAAACUAUUUGUAAAUGAAAAGUAAUAUAAUUCUUUGUAAAUGUGUAUUGUACAGAUUUAAUCAAAGUCUAUUGAAACAAAGUCAAACCACACCAAUAAAAAAGGUGCCUGUGUAUAUUCUUACUUAGUUCUAUAAUUUGACUUAAGUUCACAAAUCAUGCUUUUCAGACAAUGUGUUGAUCAGUUUUGAUGACUUCUGAUGUAAAUAUAUGUAAAUGAUAUGUCGGGAAAUUCUAUAACCAAUAGCCAGUUAAUCCAGACAUUUUUUCAUAAUUAUGUGCAUUUUUUUUAUUGAAAAUAUGAUGCUUCUCUACGUGACUUCUUUAAAUACUGAUGGCUGUAAUCAUGUAAUCACUCUUUUUUCUACUUUAGCAAGCUUGGGAAGGGAAUAUUGUAUAUAAAAGCAUGGAAGAGAGAAAAUACAUGUAAUCUGAUAAAUACUGGAAUAUUUAUGAGAGAUUGAAUGGAAUAACUAAAGAUUGUCAUCUUUUCAUGUACCGUCGACAUCAUUGAAUGAUAAAGAAAGGAGAAUGUGAAGAAGAAAAGCUGUAAUGGUUAUGAGUCCUGAACAGGACUAUAGUUUGUAGAUAAUAGACUUGGUUACUAAUGCAUUGAAGCACUCCAACACUAGAUCCGGCACCCGUGUAUACCCGCUCAUGCACGCGCUCAAUCUCCUCCGCACUGGCAAAGCAAUCAACACUCUCUGAUAUGAAGGAAGAUUAAUAAUUCUAUUUCACUCCCAAGUGUUUAAGUUGUACAAAAUCUUUAUGAAUCGUCAACACAUCAAUCAUGCUCAGAAAACAUAAAUCAUGAAUCAAAUUCUAAUUACCGAUUAAGCUGGAUUAUCAAUCGUAUUUCCUAAGCAUCUCAGAAUCAUGUCUUUACACAGAUAUACUCUGAUCGCUGGCCUUGAUUUACGUCCAAAAUCGGCAUGUUUGUACAGAAUUUCAAAAUACUGUUACUUUCUGCUACUUUCUGUUACUUUCCAGGUUUUUCUAUAUAUGUGCUUCUGUAGAAAACGCACCAUAAACCGAUUGAAACACAAAAACUAAGGGAAUGACGAGCCUGUCUAGAGUGGUGAAUUUUUCUGGGUAUGCUCACUUUGUCAGUUCUGUAGAAACUCUUCCAUUCUUUAUAGCAUUCGAAUUUAAGGUCAUGCGACACAAUGCAUCAUAAACCAAUGCAUUAUUGCAUAGUGCACACAGCGCCCACUUUCCCUGACAUCUAGCGUACCUGGUAAAGUCUGUUAACUGCGCGAAGAAACAGUUUAAUAUGCUUAUCGUAUGUAGGAACAAACAGGUUGCAUUUUGUGAACGUCUACUUUCUGGGUCUAUUCUGGGUUAUUUUCCAGGGUUUCCUGUAGAAGCAUGCUGAUAGCUGUGGUAUGAAAAGCUACAUUGGGAAUGCAUGAAGGUCGGUUAAUUGCUGAAACAAAAUAUAUCCAGUGUCAUUAGGAUCUACAGCUACAGUAGUAUCUAUUACUACAACACACUAAUUAUAUAGGCUAAAUUAAAAUCAUAUAAUACCUGUCUCAUAAAUCGGAUUACAAAUCAACCCAUUGAUUCUUGGAAUGAGGUGGCUCCUAUAUUGAGCCUGUGCAAUCAAACAAUUCAGAAGUCAACAGGUUAAGAAUCACCAAUUUCACCAUCAAUUGUCGAUCAAGGUCUUGAUCUUGAAUUGUUACUACAGUCACAUUGUGUUUGUUCAGCUUACUUUCAGACCUUUACAAAACAUUGAAAUGCGAAAAAGCUGACAAAUAGGUGGACAACGUCUUUGUUCUUUAUUUGUUUUUAGUGACUAUUAUCAUGAAAAUAUAGAUUGUUUUGUUGGUUUCCCUUUGGCUGUAGAGUUCCUUGACAGUGUUGACUAUGGUACUGCAAGCGCAGGAGCCUUGAUAAGAAUGUUUGUGUACAGAAACAAGAAGAUGUUUGAUUGUGCAAAUAAUGAAUUGAAUGUAUUAUGAUGUAAAUAAGAAAAAAAAUUAGAUUAUGAUAACUUGAUUAUUUUAAUGGCUUAUGUGAAAAUCAUGUCCAGUUUUAGUAUUUGUGUUUUGUGUAACGACAAAUGGUGUAGGUUAUGAUUUAAAGAGAAAUAAAUCUAUGAUAUAAGUAGGUAAAA
This is a messenger RNA of Strongylocentrotus purpuratus (purple sea urchin), 9422 nucleotides long. RefSeq names its product arginine-glutamic acid dipeptide repeats protein-like. NCBI's taxonomy places the organism in Eukaryota, Metazoa, Echinodermata, Echinoidea, Camarodonta, Strongylocentrotidae. Gene Ontology annotation, molecular function: chromatin binding; zinc ion binding; transcription corepressor activity. The record is from RefSeq and is a predicted model, not a curated record. Gene Ontology annotation, biological process: regulation of DNA-templated transcription. Bases 137 to 6025 code for a protein of 1962 amino acids. Gene Ontology annotation, cellular component: nucleus. The transcript has 18 exons.